Molecule: messenger RNA, 3921 nt
Organism: Anneissia japonica
Lineage: Eukaryota; Metazoa; Echinodermata; Crinoidea; Comatulida; Comatulidae
Product: zinc finger protein 846-like
Exons: 5
Coding region: 313-2988 (891 amino acids)
Biological process (GO): regulation of transcription by RNA polymerase II
Cellular component (GO): nucleus
Molecular function (GO): DNA-binding transcription factor activity, RNA polymerase II-specific; RNA polymerase II transcription regulatory region sequence-specific DNA binding
Source: RefSeq, a predicted model, not a curated record
CUUGAGGUAUUGUUCCUCAAUCGAUUGGUGAGAAAGAAGUUCGUGGAAUUUCCAGGUACCUGUUUGUUUAAAAAAGCGUCUCCUGUUACGCCGAUAUUGCUUAUAUGUGGGUGUGUUCGUGAUAGGAGUGGUUGAUAUAAUAUAAGAAAUAUCGAAUAUCAAGUAUAGUAUACUAUUUUCGUGUUUGCAACAUGUUUUACGGAGGUACCCUAGGCCUAGGUCCUAAGGCACCAUUGUGUGGAAGAGGAAGGAAAUGGACGCUAGGAUAAUACUCCUCCUUGACUGUGACAUUGUUGAAAUUGGAAACUUGACAUGGAUGACAGUUGCAACAGUAUGGAGCUAGAAUUAAAAAAUCCAAGAAAAUCAGCACCGUACAUCCCAUCAUGGCCUUUAUUACCUCCUGAGGAGCCGUAUGUCCGCUUUUGUUUUCUGGUAUGGAAUAUAAAGGAGCAGACUUCAGUUGAAUGUAUUCAGCAGGAAAAGAAGCGAGUAGUUAAACUAUGGGAUGAGCUGAAGCUUGAAGACAAAGAGGUCUAUUACAAGGAGUAUCAGCAGGAUUUUGAAACAUAUUUAAGGCUUCAGAUGGUAAUAUGUGGAUGCCAAGUUUGCAAGGAAGAGGUUUCUAGGUAUAAAGGUGUGACAGAUGUGACAUACUUCAUCAGUCAACUGAAAAAUAAUCAAGAUAAACGAAAGUCAUUUCUUGAACAGACUAAUUGUGAAGCACAGACUCAAAAGAGCAAUUGUAUGUUGCCAUCUCAGGUCUUGAAGAUACACUCCUCAUGUGAUGUAGAGGACAUAGAUUCAGUCAAGUCAUCUAUAAAGUCAAAUAAAGUGGAUUGUUAUGAGACACCUCAAGAGAGAUACACUCAGGUGAAAGAAUUCUCAGGAGCUCCAUCUCCAAUUAAGAGGAAAUUAGAUAAUGAAUAUUCACAGUUAUUGCAUCCAAAGAAGUUAAAGCAAACCACCAUUAAAGGAAAUUCUGUUAUUGAUGCAACAAAAGAGAUUUGUUAUAAAAAUGUUCUCUCUGGGUAUCCAUUCACUACCUCAAAUUGUAUGGACUUCUCUAGUGAUGAAACUGAUAUGUCAGACUUUGAAACAGAGCUACAUUAUUUCGGUACAUCAACAACUCUGUUGAAUUCAGAAUGUCCAAGUCCUAUUGUAACAUCUCACGAAGGAGAUCCUGAUGUUGGGAGUUUUUAUUCUCCCCCUUCCCCUAGAAGUAAGUCUUUUGCAGAUUCUUUAGUUUAUGUGCCAUCAUUAAUUGAAAGUGACUCUAUGCUGGAACUUUCUCCAGACUCUCCUUUGGCAGUGAUGUCUAUAACUGGUUGUGUAUCAGUUCCAAAUAUUCAGACUUCUCCUGUGAAUUUUGUGCAAUCACCAUCAUUAUCCAAUUCCAUUGCAUGUCUUCCACUGUCUCAAGAUGAUUCUAAGAAGUCGCAACCAACUCAGCCAACUCAAGAGUCUUCAGUUCAUUUGCCAUCUUUAAUUGAAAAUGGUUUUACACCAGAAAUUUCUCCAGACUCAUCCUUAGCAGUGAUGGCUGUAACUGGUUCUACAUCACUCUCAAAUAUAGCAUCUUCUACUGUAAAUGUUGUGCAAUCACCGUCAGUAUUAAAUUCUAUUAAACGUCUUCCACUCAGUCAAGAUGAUUCUGAGAAGUCACAACCAAUUCUGCCAGCUAAAGAAUCUUGUUCACAAACAAGCAAAAUUACCUGCACAUUUUUGGAAAUCAAAAAUAUAUUCAUUGAAAUGAUUUUAGAGAAGUUGAGGUAUUUUAAGUCAUUUGGAGUGGCAAAGAAACCUGACAACCCAACUGAAAGAGAUUUGCAAAUGCCUAAUGUGGAUAUGCCCAAAGAAGAAUUAAAUGAGAAUCUUAAAAAUACAAAACUUGAAAAAUAUCUGCCCGAGUUUGUACCAAUUAAUAAUGGUUUUAGCCGAGGCACCUGGGAGUUGCUGAUUGAAGAUGAAGCUAGGAGGAACUAUAAUAGAAAAGUGACGCUAAAGUUGAAUUGGAAUUCCAAAGGAGGAGAACGUAUUAAAUGUGUAGACAGGAAAGGUAUGACAUUAGAUGUUCGUAGUAUGCAACCUUUUGUUAAAUUAAAGCCAUUGAAGUCUCUGAAAACACCAAUCAUACUGAAGACUUGUGGUGAACAUCUUAAAUCAGGAAUAAAUGUAAGAAAACCAACAUUCAGACCAAAGAGAAAUGUACACAACUCAAGAUUUCGUCAAUUCCGUCCAAGGAUAAAUAUCAGCAGUAAAAUAAAUUCAAGAGAAAAACGACGAGCUGCAGAUGAACCUGUCGUCUGUAAUGUUUGUAAUUUAGGUUUUACUGAGCAGAAAGAUUUAGCAGUGCACGGAUUGUCUUGUAAUGAUAUCGAACUUGUGAAGGACGAGUGUUUGGAGACAUUUUUUGAAGGUUUAAGCUACUGUUUGCUUGAUGACCAGGUUGCAGAAAAAGACAAAGAAGUUAUGCCACACUGCUCUGAGUGCUCUGAAACAUUUACAGAUCAUGUUCUACGUGAGAUUCACAUGUUCAUUACCCACAAGUCAAAGAGUUGGUGUUGCAAUAUUUGUGGUUGUACCUUCCCGUGCAAAGCCACAUAUCUGCAUCACUUGAUGGAGCAUCAAACACUGCAAUGUAUGAUUUGUAAGAAACUGCUCAACACCACUGAAGAACUCAACACACAUUUGAGUCAUCAUCAGUCAUUCAACUUCCAAUGCAAGAAAUGCAGCAAAGAACUCCCAACUAUAUUCUUAUAUCAGCGUCACAUGCUAGGCCACUUAAUCAUUCGACCAUUCUCCUGCUCUAUGUGUACCAAGCGCUUUAAGUACAAGAGCAACUUAGUUGAACACAUGUGGUUACACAAACCUCAUAGGUUUAAGUGUGCAGCCUGCCUACAGUCUUUCACUCGACCACAUAGGCUUAAUGCACACAUUAGGAAAGCCCACACUUACUCAGAAUUGCAUAAUAGCUCAGAGAGGGAAUGAGAACACAACAUUUGUAAGCAAUCUAUUCAUUUUACAGAAUUCAGUGAAACAUUUAGAUAGUUAUUAAGUAGGUUUAAGAUAUAUUAUUAUUAUUAUUAUAAAUUAAGUCCAAUAUCAUCAUUUAAAUCUUAUAAAAGUUGCUUAAUUUUGAAUUUGCCAUGGUAUUAUAACUUAAAUAUAAACAAAGAUCUAAUUAGUAAUAUACUGUAUAUAUUUCUGAGGUGAAAUCGGUUUAUUUCAACAUUUCCACAUAAAGAAAAAUAUAUUUUGAUGUACUAGAUACCGUAAUAUUAAAAUGUGAAUCAUGAAUGAACGAUAUAAAGUAAGCAUAAGAGUUAUUGUAUUGGUCUUGCUUCUCAUUUUGAAGAAACUAUUUUUUCCAUGUAUUUUGUAUUAAGGAUAUACAUUAAAAAUAGAUAAAAUAACCUUAUAAAAAAAGAAUAAAGCUUUGAUUGCUCACUGACAUUUAACAGAAUCACGUUAGUUAUCAACUUUUGAUAAUUCUCAUGUCAAUGAUUUAAAGAUGGUUGAAAACUCCUAAUUACGCUUCCAGAAAUCUUAUGCUUGAUAAGAAUUGUACUGUAUUAUUUAAAUGUUUGUUAAAUUUUUUUCUUUUCUAAUUCCGAAAGCUUAUACGGUAACUAAUUUAAUACAAAGUAGACUGCAAUUCAACAUUUUGUUUUAAAUUCUCAAGACUAUUAGAUUUGCGAGACAAUAUUUUUUAUUAUAAGCAGAUAUCUCAACACAUUUGAAUAUGUUAUUUUAUCUUGUAUGGUGGUAUGUAUAAAUAUGUUUUUAAAUAUACAUUUAUAAUUACCGCCAUAAGGUGAAUUAUUGUCGGUUAUUAUUUAUCUUGUGGUAUACAAUAAUGUUUAAUUCACUGAAUUUGCAAUAGCUUUGUUUCAUAUUAUCCGAUAAAAUUCUUACAUUUUA